CGGAGGCGCGCAAGGUCCCGACAUGCUCCGUCUCGCCGUUGGGAGUCGGGAAGGACGAUACGGACCAGGUUCUUGCGGCGAUCGAGAAGUGCGGGCAGGGCGGACAUGUGACGCUCGAAGAAGGCUCCUUCAACAUCACACGGAAGAUGACAUGGAACCUGGCCGGCUCGACGGUCGAUUUGUACGGCUCUCUCAGUUUCGUUCCGGAUAUCGACUACUGGCUCAACGCGAACAACACCUACCGCGUCGUCUUCAUCCAGAGUCAGGCGUCGUGGUUCGUAGUCACCGGGCACGACUUUGUCAUCGACGCGCACAACGUCGGUGGGAUCCACGGGAACGGGCAGCCCUGGUGGAACCACUUCACCAGCGUUCCGCGGCUCGAUGGCGACGGGCGGCCCAUUUCCUUUACAGUCUACCAAGCCCAGCACGCCAAGAUCCGCAACUUCCGCAUCGAGUCGCCGCCGUUCUGGUGCAACACGGUCGCCGAGUCCAAGGAUGUGAUUUACGACGGGAUGCUGUGCAAUGCCACAAACACGAACGCGACGUUUUUCGGGACCAACAUCGUCCCCAACACGGACGGAAUCGACACCUACCGGAGCGACAACGUCUCGCUGUUGAAUUGGGAUGUCACGUGUGGAGAUGACUGCCUCGCGGUCAAAGGCAACACGACCAAUCUCACUGUCAAGAACGUUGUCUGCCGGGGCGGAAACGGGGUCGCGUUCGGGUCGUUGGCUCAGUAUGUGAACCUUACGGAUAUCGUUGACACUGUUCAUAUGGAAAACAUCACCAUGACCCGAAUCAACACCACCAUCCAACCGAACAUGAAGAACGGGAUCUACUUCAAAUCGUGGGACGGGACGGUCAACGGUGCACCUCCAACAGGUGGAGGUGGAGCCCCCGGCUACGCCACGAACAUAGUCACCCGGGAUAUCGUCCUCGAUCGCGUCGACCGACCCAUGACCAUCUCCCAGACCAACGGCGGUCACAGCGGAGACCGACCGUCUAUUUUUAAAUUCGGGAACAUCUCGUUCGAGAACUGGUCCGGCACUGCGCUGUCGAGCACAGUCGUUGCGCUGGAGUGUAGCUCCGCCGUGAAUUGCACGAACAUCCACUUCUCAGCGUUCAAUGUGUCUCUGCCAGCGGGUGUCACCCCGAAAAACAUCUGCCAGAAUGCCGUGAACGUGACGGGGUUGAAUGUAUGUCCGUGAACUUGACAACGCUUCCUUUGUCACGGGCACCAUGAGUAGCAGAGGCGAACCGGAGAGAUAGGACGAGGAAAAAUAUUGAUACUUCUUUGUGCAGAAUCAAUGAAUCCCUGGAUUUAUACGCAAUGUGAAUACAGAAUGAAUUACAAAAUUUGUGUGAAGUCUCCUCACAUCUUCGAAAAACUCGUUCAACCGCUGUCUAAUUCAAGUUAAGCCUUGCGUGGGAAACCUGCCAUCCGGCGAUCUGGCCGGGGAUCAUCGUCUGCUAAAAUGAAAAUUCUCGCUAAAUCCUUGGCGAAAAGCGUGACUCGAAUCCAGGCCUAUCUCCUGGGUACUUAUGUACACAAACUCCAAGCGGGGUCACAAGGUCAUUAUGUCCAGGCUCGCCGCUCAUGACCCCCCCUUCCUCCCGACCCUCUUCGGCACUUCCGCACACGAAACGCACGGCAGCAGUUGCCAGAAUCACAGGCCAGCGAUCUGUCGUUUGCUGGCCUUAUACUAGCUCCGAGUCGGAGUUGGAAGUCGUCUGCAUCGCCCGCCUGACCCAGUUUCUCCGAUGAAGCCACCCACUAUUCGCAACCCGGCGGCACCGUGUGUCAUUCGCGUGCCGAUAAGCGUCUAGGCGUCUCUGUAUAAAACCCACCCAUCGCGUCGACCCGGAGGACUCCCCACUACUCUCGAAAGCCAUGCGGCGCGUCUCCCUGCUCGUCCUGCUCGUCGGCCUCGCGGUGCGCGGGCAAGACGUCCCCGUGUACACCGACGCCGCGCUCGCCGCGCAGUGGGAGAACUGGUCCUGGGGCAGCACGAUCGACUUCGCCGCGACGGACCUGCGCGCGGGCGCGGCGGGCAGCAGCAUCAGCGUGAGCUCCGGCGCGUACAGCGCGCUCUCGGUCAAGUACGACGGCGGGCUGCUCGGUGGGUAUGCGGGGAUGAAGUUUGAUAUCGCGGGGAGUAACCCCGAUUUGACGAUAUCGCUGUCGUCUACUGCGGACGGGACGACGUCCCCGAGCAUCCCGCUGUCGGCGCUGAGCACCGCGGUCAACGCCACGGCCUUCACCACGCUGUUGAUCAACUUCAAGGAUCUCCCUGGCACGGGAACGGCUUUGCCCAACGGAACCUGGGAUCGGAUUACCUUCCAGUCGGGUGGCGAGACGACCACAGCGUACCAUCUCGACAACGUCGUCAUCGUGCAGCAGAUCGUUGUGACCCCCGAGAUUCUCUCGGCCGAGCCUCUCGCCGAAAACAUCAUUGCGGUCACGUCGCAGGGGGCGGUCGACUUUUCCAAGAUUGCCGUCCAGCUGAACGGCAAGUCGGUCCGUGUCUCGAACAGCACGAGCUACGUCCCCGUCGGCUCACCGUCGAAACUCAUCACCUACCUCACUCUGGCGUCGAACUUCGCGCCGGGCGCACUGGUCAUCACGAGCCCCACGCUCUCGAUCAACUACACGCUGCCCGCCGCGCAGUCGAUGGCCAUCGACAAAACCAAGUCGACGCCCAUCUCGCCCCUCAUCUACGGCGUCAACUUCCCCGUCUCCGCGUCGUACAUCCAGGACCUCGGCGUGACGAUCAGCCGCUGGGGCGGCAACGCGGUGACCGCGUACAACCCGGCCGGGCAGUUCACCAACGCGGGAAACGACUGGUACUUCGAGAACCGGGUCGCCUCGCCGCCGGAUGCGGAUGCGUGGAUGGGCUGGGUCGGCGGCGCGGGGAGCGGCAGUUUGUUGACCGUCCCGGCGCUGGACUGGGUCGCCAAGGACGCCACGUCGUACUCGUAUCCCGUCUCCGUCUACGGCAACCAGAGCUCCCACGACCCGUACAACGCCAAUGCCGGAUCGGGUCUGUACGCGAACGGGUCCUACGUGACGCCCACGCCCAGCCAGACCAACGCCUACACGCCGUGGAGUGUCUCGCAGGCCGUGACGUGGCUGCAGGGACUCACGCACAAGCCGACGCUCAUCUCGAUCGACAACGAGAUCGAGAUUACCAGCAACACGCACCAGGACAUGCACCCCAACCCGAUGGGAUACGACGAGGAGCUGGCGCGGAUGCUGAACUACUCCCUGGCGAUCAAGACCGCGCUCCCGAACACGCAGAUCGCUAUGCCCUCGACCUGUGCCUGGUGGUAUUACUGGACGAGCUCGAUCGGCUACACGGACAACGCCGCGCACAACAACACGGACUUCAUCCCGUGGUUCCUGCAGCAGAUGGCCGCGGCGGAGAAGACGCACGGGAAGCGGCUGCUGGACUACCUCGACCUGCACUACUACUUUGCGCCCGACGUCAGCGCGAACGACGCGGCGGCGAAGGCGCUGCGGCUGCGCAUGUCGCGAUCGCUCUGGGACACGACGUACGUGGACGAGUCGUGGAUCGGACAGCCCGGGCAGCAGAACCACCAGCCCGCCCCGACCAUCGUGCAGCUCAUCCCGCGCAUGAAGGCGCUCAUCAACCAGUACUACCCCGGCACGAAGCUCUCACUGUCCGAGUUCGACUCGACGCUCGACACGGACAUCACCGGCGGGCUGCUCACGGUGGACAUGCUCGGCAUCUUCGGCCGGUCCGGGCUCGACAGCGCGACCUACUGGGCGACGCCGGACGAGAACGGCCCCGUCGGGCUGGCGUACUGGCUCUUCCGCGGGUUCGGGACGUUCUUCGGCGCCUCUACCGCGCAGGUCACGCUCUCCACGCCCAACCCGGACACCCAGGGCGUCUUCGCCGCGACGGACAAGAACGGGACGCUCUCGCUCGUCGUCGUGAACAAGAACCCGCAGGUGCCGGUGAGCUUUGCGGUGCAGAAGAUGCCCGCGGGGACGUACUUUGUGCGCCACUUUGGCGGCGCGGCGGGCGUGGCCAAGUGGCAGGGCCAGGUGCACAUCAAGACGGGGUCGUACAUCGUCGUCCCGGCGUACACCGCCGCAUUCUUCAAGCAGAUGUAGUAAUCCAAUGUAAUUUGUCGCAUAGCCCCGAAUCUCCUACGAAAUAUAUCCCUAGCAACAGCAUGAAGCCCCGUUAUCUGAGCAUUGAACCAAUAUGUAGAUCCUGAUGGCCACUUUUCAGAACCCAAUGAAAUCAAGAUCGCACCGCCGGCCCUUGCGCGGCCCCGUCACCCGACCCAUCACACAAACCGCGCCACACCGAGUCGUCGUUGCGAAUGUAGCGCGCGUCGACCUGGUCGGUCGCGUACUCGAGCGCGAGGACCAAGCCCCCGCUGAGCCGCGCGCAGAUCUCUGGGCGCCCGGGCAGGUACUCCGUCACGGGCUCCCCGAAGCGGCCUGAGAGGCGGGUCAGCGCUGGCCGGGAGACGACGAACGCCUCGACGUCGUCCGGGCUGGGAGACAGCGUGACGGAUUUGAGGUCGAUCACCUCGAUCGCGGGCAGCAGGGGCGGUGACAGGGACGAGGACGAGGACGAGGACGCUUCCUCCGAGUCCCGCGGCAGCGUCAGCCAGGUGAGCAGGUCCCGCGGCCACUGGUUGCCCGGGUUGUGCUGCACCCCGGUGUGGUAGAUGCCCGUCAGGCCAAAGCGGCCGGUGCGGUUGUCUUCGACGAAACUGAGCUUGCGCAGCGACGCGGGUAGCGCGUACACCACGGCACGCACGCGGUCGCGGUUCAGCGUGCCGACCCGCAGAUCGAAGCCGUCGAGUCUCGUGCACCGCCCGAGGAAGUCCAGCAGCGACGCGGGGAUCGCCCGCGGCGUCGGGCCCGCAAGCUGGUCUGACGGGAGCUGCACGACGAACGACUUGAGCUUCGGUGUGCGCAGAAGACUGAACAGCCUCAGCGGGUGCUCGACCUGCGGAGCAACGUGCGGGCUGAUAUUCGUAAUGACAAGGUCGAGGAACGAGAGGUGCUCGAGCGUCACCUCUGGCAUCACAUCCUCUUGUGACAGAGUGUGAUCGACGAUGAGCAUUUUGAGCGUCCGCAGUUGCGUGCAAUGUGCGAGCAUCUUCAGCACGGUGGAGCCGUCAUACGCUCGGAGGAUCGGGGGAGUCAUGUCGAGCAUGCUUCUACUCUGCCCGAGGAUCUGUGUCGUGACCGAAAGGGUGGUCAACUGCGCCCAGCGGAAAGGCAUCGACUGCAAGAUCAGGCCGUCCACCGUGAUCGUGAACGCGGUGACCUGCGGCCCAUUCACCAGCCGCAGCUUUGGCCAGUCGUUGUACGAGAAAGUCUCAGCGGGUGGCUGCCACAGCGCGUGCUGGUGCAUUUGGUGGUGAUUCAUAGCAGCGAUUGUGAGUGCGUUGAACGGUGGUCCACCAGCGGGAGGAAAUGGAAGAUUGGGGGCAGGCACAUGAGCCAAAGCUGCAGCCCCAACGUUGUGGGGCACCAUUGGGUGGACCGCUGCGACCCCAUGAAGGCCAGGGGGGAGCGCGCCAGGGACGUUCCAUCCGGCAUUCACCCCACCUGCACCUGUCAGCAUCAGCGCCUGGUGCGAGGCCUCCGUCAUCUGCGGGUUGAGGCGCACAGUCCUGAGCAGCGGCACAUCCUCUUCCGUCAGCUGCAAGAGCCGGGUGAGCCCCUCCGCCGUGAGCUUGAAGUCGAUCGUGCGCCAUCGGUGCGCAUAGCGCACGAGCUCCUCGACGAGCGUCCCAGGUGACUGGCGCGAGCUCUGGGGGACGUCGAGCGACAGAUGCAGCGGGCAGUCCCCGGAGCGCCCGAGGAACUCGUGCAGCCCCAGCACGCGCUGCCGGAGCUUCGCCUCGACCUGCUGCCGCAGGAUCUUCUCCUGCGCCGCGGAGUCGGGGAGCCGCCCAUACGCGUCGAGCCGGCCGUGGAUCACGCGGUCGCCGACGGGGUGCACGACGUGCAGCCGGGUCCACAGCCGCGGCGUCGUCAGCGCGAGGGCGCGCCACGCGCUCGAGACGCGGCCGAGCAGCAGCGGCGCGUCGCCCGCGCUCAUCGCGCUGUUGCGCUUGUCUGGCAGACACGCGAGGAAGAUCUCGCGCACGAGGUCGUCGGGCAGCCGGCGCAUCGGCGAGCGCAGCGCCGUGUGCGCGUCGAUGUAGGCGGACAGGCCCUCCUGCUCCGCCUCGAGCGCGGCGAGCGACAGCCGGAGCUCGGCCGCUUUCGAUGUGAGCGCCGCGAGAUCGGCUCUGGGGCCUGCGAGGAAGGCUGAGAGGGUGGUGAGCUCGUCGUCGGUGGGGACGUAGUUCGUGCCCAGCUGGCUCCCGAACGGCGAGGGUUGCGUCAUUGUCGUCGUUCAGAGAGAAGAGACGGGUGGUAAUCGAUUCGAUCACAUGCCAGUUCCAUACCGCGUAGCGACGGGUUGGUCCAGGAAAGAGAGGUGGCGUGGGGCCAG
Mycena citricolor is the source of this 6494-nucleotide messenger RNA. Lineage: Eukaryota; Fungi; Basidiomycota; Agaricomycetes; Agaricales; Mycenaceae. The record is from the annotation of a GenBank genome assembly.